AUUUAUUAAGCGGAUCCACAAGAGAGAGAAAAAUAAGCAACGAAACCAAACCAACAGCAGCCUACGGUGGAAUCCAAAGAUGGAUAAAAAGCCGCGCAGAAGUUUCCGCCCAGACGUUUGAAAUCCUAUAGAUGUGGACAGCGUCCCUGAGAGCUGAGCGGGGCACACAGGCUGAGCACUGAGAAGACGCAGCCUGGGACAAGGCUGGUCCUGCCUCCUGGGAUCCGGGAGUGGAUCGCAAACCCACCAGCACAAUGAGCGAGGAGCCUGUCCCCGAGGCCGCCUCCCCGCCGCCCCCGCAGGGCCAGCAGUACUGUGACCGCUUCUCUGAGGACGACCCCGAGUACAUGCGCCUCCGCCACCGCGCGGCGGACCUGCGGCAGGACUUCAACCUGAUGGAGCAGAAGAAGCGCGUCACCAUGAUCCUGCAGAGCCCGUCUUUCAGGGAGGAGCUGGAAGGCCUCAUCCAGGAGCAGAUGAAGAAGGGGAACAAUUCCUCCAACAUCUGGGCCCUGCGACAGAUCGCGGACUUCAUGGCCAGCACCUCCCACGCAGUCUUCCCAACAUCUUCCAUGAGCUUCUCCAUGAUGACACCCAUCAAUGACCUCCACACAGCCGACUCCUUGAACCUGGCCAAGGGGGAACGGCUCAUGCGGUGCAAGAUCAGCAGUGUCUACCGACUUCUGGACCUCUAUGGCUGGGCCCAGCUGAGCGACACCUAUGUCACGAUGAGAGUCAGCAAGGAGCAGGACCACUUUCUCAUCAGCCCUAAGGGAGUUUCUUGCAGUGAAGUCACAGCAUCCAGCCUGAUCAAGGUGAACAUCCUGGGAGAGGUGGUGGAGAAGGGCAGCAGCUGCUUCCCAGUGGACACCACGGGCUUCUGUCUGCACUCGGCCAUCUACGCCGCCAGACCCGACGUGCGCUGCGUCAUCCACCUGCACACGCCGGCCACGGCCGCGGUGUCAGCCAUGAAGUGCGGCCUCCUGCCGGUCUCCCACAACGCCCUGCUGGUGGGGGACAUGGCCUAUUAUGACUUCAAUGGUGAAAUGGAGCAGGAAGCGGAUCGGAUCAACCUGCAGAAGUGCCUUGGACCCACCUGCAAGAUCCUGGUGCUAAGAAACCAUGGCGUGGUUGCUCUAGGUGACACCGUGGAGGAGGCGUUUUAUAAGAUCUUCCACCUGCAGGCUGCAUGUGAGAUACAGGUGUCCGCUCUGUCCAGCGCCGGGGGAGUGGAGAACCUCAUCCUCCUGGAGCAGGAGAAACACCGACCCCAUGAGGUGGGCUCCGUGCAGUGGGCAGGCAGCACCUUCGGGCCCAUGCAGAAGAGCCGGCUGGGGGAGCACGAGUUUGAGGCCCUCAUGAGGAUGCUGGACAACCUGGGCUACAGAACAGGCUACACAUACCGCUACCCCUUUGUGCAAGAGAAAACCAAACACAAAAGUGAGGUGGAAAUUCCGGCCACAGUCACAGCCUUCGUGUUUGAGGAGGACGGCACCCCGGUGCCCGCCCUGCGGCAACACGCCCAGAAGCAGCAAAAAGAAAAGACCCGCUGGCUCAACACGCCCAACACCUACCUGCGGGUCAACGUGGCUGACGAGGUCCAGAGGAGCAUGGGCAGCCCCCGGCCCAAGACCACAUGGAUGAAGGCUGACGAGGUGGAGAAAUCCAGCAGUGGCAUGCCAAUACGGAUCGAAAACCCAAACCAAUUUGUGCCUCUCUAUACCGACCCCCAAGAAGUGCUGGACAUGCGGAACAAGAUUCGAGAACAAAACCGACAAGAUGUGAAGUCAGCGGGGCCCCAGUCCCAGCUCCUGGCGAGCGUCAUCGCUGAGAAGAGCCGAAGCCCGUCUACAGACAGCCAGCUGAUGGCCAAGGGCGAUGCGGACACCAAAGAUGAGUCAGAGGAGACGGUGCCCAACCCCUUCAGCCAACUCACUGACCAGGAGCUGGAGGAAUACAAGAAAGAGGUGGAGAGGAAGAAACUAGAACUGGAAGGAGAGAAAGAAACCACUGCAGAGGAGCCCGGCUCACCUGUAAAGUCAGCACCUGCUUCUCCAGCACAGAGUCCAGUGAAGUUGGAGACAAAGAGCCCUGUGGUCUCUCCCUCCAAGUCUUCAGGCGAAGGUGCUAAGAAGACAGAAACAAGCAAAGCCACCACAGAGCCCGACACAACGCAGCCAGAAGGGGUGGUGGUCAAUGGGAGGGAGGAUGAACAGACCGCAGAGGAGAUUCUCAGCAAAGGCUUAAGCCAGAUGACCACCCAUGCCGACACGGAUGUUGACACCUCUAAGGACAAAACCGAGUCGGUCACCAGCGGCCCCAUGUCCCCAGAGGGCUCACCUUCCAAAUCUCCCUCAAAGAAGAAAAAGAAAUUCCGAACCCCAUCCUUCCUGAAAAAGAGCAAAAAGAAGGAGAAAGUGGAGUCCUGACUCACAGCACCUGGGGCUCCCUCUGCACCCUCUCUCCCACCUUCCCUUCUCCCAGCUCCGUCCCUGGAAGCACAGGGCCAAGGAGGGAUAGAGUAGGAUCCUGGACCACACUCUCAUGGGGAACAUAGAGAUCGCCCGACUAACCCCCCAUUUACAGUUGCCCCAGAGAAAUCAGGUGACUUUCCCAAGGUCACACAGCUAGUUAGUGGCAGAGCCUGCACUAGAAUUCAGGUCUCCUGGCUCCUAGUCCAGCGCUCUUUCCACUACACAACACUGCCUAGUUGUGAGCUGCCUUUGUGAGGGUGCUGCCCACUAAGCUGAGCCCCGGGCAAGAGGGCCAGAGUGGGCCACAAGCUCUCACAGGCUCAGACUAAAUCAGGUCGAGGCUUCCCCUGAACAAAGUCCUUUUCCUCGUGGGAUCCCGAUCUCCUACUGAUGGAGUUCUCAAAAUGUUUAGAAAUCUCUCUUCUCUUUUUCAUAGGGUCCCUGCCUUGCUGCUCACAGUAUCCAGACAAAUUGACCUGUUCCUUCCACCAGAAGUUAAUCUUUGUUCCCAAGGGCUGUUGGCUUAGCUUGUGCUUCCCCAACCACUAACCCUGAGCUUUCUUCAUGGAACCUCCUAAAUUACAGAUGGAAGAGUUGUAAGAGCUGGCAGACACAGGGCAAGCGAAGUUAGCCAUCGAAUGGGAGAUAAUUUAAUCAACGUAAGAAGCCAGGAGCUUGACCCAUUCAAAUUGUGUACCUCAGGAGCUUCAAAAGUAAAACCAAAUUUAGGUUAGAAAACAGUUGUCUCAUGCUCAGGGCAGACAUUUGGGGGAAUUUAGCUCUGUUGGCUUUGGGUUAUAUGAUGACCAAAACAGCACAGGAAAUGCUAUGCCUUUCUAGCUUUGCAUGACACAUGGAGCUCUACCCAUCUCACUCCUGUCCAGCAGAGUUAUACCCUGACCUUCUCUCAAACCCAGAAGCACUGGUUCAUAGACUAGAACUGGCAUCUUACCUUUAGCACCUUGACCUUGGCUGCUUUGGUUCCAACUCAGUCAUCUAGUUCCAGCAGAGAGAAUAAGAUGAACCUUUCAGGAUUAAUCAGAGAUUAGGUGUCCCCAGCCCUGUCACUGUGUCCAUCCUGGGGCCUGGAAAUAGCCACAGCUAUUAUUUUACAUGCCAAUGCUAUCUUCAAAUUUUUCCAUUGGGUAUUGAUUAGUGAGCAUUGUUGGCUCCUAAAAAUAGACAAUCCAUUCUCUU
Miniopterus natalensis is the source of this 3671-nucleotide messenger RNA. It is a transcript of the gene ADD2, whose product is annotated as adducin 2. Gene Ontology annotation, biological process: barbed-end actin filament capping. Gene Ontology annotation, molecular function: actin filament binding. The record is from RefSeq and is a predicted model, not a curated record. Gene Ontology annotation, cellular component: plasma membrane; cytoskeleton; postsynaptic density. NCBI's taxonomy places the organism in Eukaryota, Metazoa, Chordata, Mammalia, Chiroptera, Miniopteridae.